ACACAGCCCUUCAACCGAGUUACGCUAGUGUGGAAAUUAGACAUCGCUAUCAAGCGAUGGUGUGAAUGCUGCUAUUGGCCUUGUCAUCCACCUGAUUUGGUCCCUAACUGUGGUACAUCCCGGAGUGGGUUGCAAUGAGGUCCAGCCGAUUUCAUUACUAUGGGAAAAAAGCAAUAGCAUAUUGUACUCUGGCAAAACUAGCUUAUAUAUCAUUAGCGUUUAUCGUGCGCAACUCCUCAGGCGUCCUAUGCGAACUAUCUUCCCACAGCUCUAGAUUUGUGUCCCUAACGUCUGUGAAUGGGAGUUUGGGCUGCCCAACAAGAUUUUCAUCAUGCAGGCUACUCAAGUCUUAUCCUUUCUCUUAUUCUAUGUAUCUCUAAUAUCCGCGUUUCCUUCUAUAGCGCAGCAGACAGUCUUAAGGGUCCCACAGCUCGGCGGAAAAUGGCAUCACAAGGGUUGUUACGACGAUGCUGGUAGGACGAUCAAUGUCUCUACAUCUCCUUCCGAUACGACGACCCCAGAGAACUGCGUCGCGUUCUGUGAUAAAGGGGGGUUUCCUUACGCUGGAGUUAACAAUCUAAACGAGUGUUUCUGUGGAAAUGAAUUGGCCAAUGGAGUCACAGAAGUCAAAGAUCCGAGGAGAUGUUCAAUAAGUUGCUCCAAUAAUAAUACGCAAACGUGCGGAGAUCCGAACUUCUUAUCCUUGUUUUUCAACCCGUACAACGCAGGCCCCAAGCCGAAUAUCAACGUUCCUAACUGGGUGCAUAUUGGAUGUCACUCCGAGGGAAUUAGUGGCCGGUGCUUGACUUAUAAGGCCCCUAUCUCUACUUCACCACUCAACGCGGAAAGCUGUACGUCUGCAUGCCGUACAGCUGGCUAUGCUUUUGCUGGUACCAAGAACGGCGACGAGUGCUAUUGCGGUAAUACUAUUGCAAAUGGCGCUACAAUAUCCAAUGGCUGUGAUACGGCUUGUAAGGCGAAUGCUUCAGAGGUUUGCGGGGGACCUUGCCACCUGAACGUGUAUGAGUUCAACACCACGUAUAGUAGACCUACCGGGGUUAAGUCAGGUUCUGUGCCUGAAGCUUCUUCUGGGACUGUCGUAACAGUGACGAGUUUGUCUAUCAAUGCUCGUUCAGUUGCCCCAAGAGACACCACCCCCACCACCACCGAGCCGAUUGUUACUAGCACAAGCAGUGUUUCUUCCACCAGCUCAAGUCCCACGGCACCUUCACAACCCUCAUCAAUAGGCGAUUACAUUUGGUAUGGCUGUGAGACUGAGGCUACUAACAUCCGUGCAUUGAGCCUAUACACCUAUGCGGACGAUGCUAUGACAUUAGACAGUUGUUGGACUUUUUGCAGCGCCAAGGGGACGACGUACUUUGGUACCGAGUAUUCCCGUGAAUGCUACUGUGGCAAUUCUUUUGAAAGUGGCUCUGUCGAAGCUCCCGAAAGUGAUUGCAAUAUGCUUUGUGCUGGAGACCAAUGGGCGUAUUGUGGCAGCGGCAAUCGUCUGUCAGUUUAUAUCAAGAACGGAACUUCGGUCUCGACAACUACUAGUAGCUCAGGUCCAACCAGUGUCGAUCCAGGAACACCAGAACCUACUGGGUUUCCUGAUGGCUGGACCGACCAAGGUUGCUGGCAGGACGGGCCCAACGGUCGUAUCUUAUCAACUUACCAAGCUCCAGACGACCCUCAACUGACACCACAGAAAUGUGCACAACUCUGCGCUGAUAAAGACUACAUUGUGUCGGGUACUGAGUACUAUACACAGUGCUUCUGUGGCAAUGCUAUCUACAACGGCGGUGUUCGAGGCAAUGAUACUUCGAAAUGCGCAACCCCUUGCGGAGGCAACAGUAAGGUCAUGUGUGGAGGCGCCGGGUAUUUAUCCGUUUACUCGAAGGGCACACCACAGACUUUUAAAGAACCAGCUCCCAUAAAAAAUGUCAACGGUACUUGGACGUAUCAAGGUUGCUACGAGGAUAAUGUUAACAAUAAGAGGACCCUUUUUUGGUCCCUAAGGUUCCCCAACACCAUGACCCCGGAGCAAUGUCUCGGGAAGUGUGCUUCUUUUGGCUAUGCUGCCGGCGGUUUGGAGUAUGGUGAAGAAUGUUAUUGUGGCGACCCGAUGGACGUUGGUGCUUCGGGUUCUACUUUGAGACCGGAGAACGAAUGUAAUAUUGUAUGUGCUGGAAACGCCUCCGCGAUAUGCGGAGGUGGUGCUCGCCUUUCAAUAUACUAUUGGACUGGCGAAAAGCCCCUUUAUGUGUUCAAUUACCCUGAAGGAAACGACGCGGGCACCUAUUCCAACUUGGUCGGCGGCGUUGUUACUCCUUUGAUGACCAUGCAGUCAAUUACCGGCAAGGUGACCUUCCUAGAGAAAUGGGGAACUGGUGCCGCAAACAGCACAGGGGCUUAUGAACUUGACCUUAGUCAACUUGACAACUUCGAUGCUGCCUGGAGGACCAUGCACGUCAAGACGGAUAUCUUCUGCUCAGCUGGACUCAUUCUACCCGACAAGGCAGGAAGACAGCUUACUGUAGGCGGUUGGUCCCUCGAUUCUACGUACGGCGUCCGUCUAUACACGCCCGAUGGAUCAAACGGCGUCAAAGGCACAAACGAUUGGGAGGAAAAUGUCAACGCUUUAAAACUUCAAAGGGGGAGAUGGUACCCAACCGCUAUGUUAAUGGCAAACGGGUCUAUUUUAGUCGUCGGCGGUGAGAUUGGUUCGAACGACAAGCCAGAACCUUCCCUUGAGUUACUUCCUCAAGUUGGCCCCGUUCUUCAUAUGGAUUGGCUUGAACGUACAGACCCGAAUAAUUUGUACCCAUUCCUGGCAGUCCUGCCCGGCGGCGGCAUCUUCGUCGCGUAUUGGAACGAGGCCAGAAUCCUGGAUGAAGUUACCUUUGACACAAUAAAGACUCUACCUAACAUGCCUGGCGCGGUGAAUGACGACCUCGGAGGUCGUACCUAUCCCCUUGAAGGAUCUGCUGUCCUCCUACCGCAGUUUGCCCCCUAUACGGAUCCUCUCGGCAUCCUAUUGUGCGGAGGUUCGACCGACGGCCAUUCGGCUCUCGACAACUGCGUAUCCACGUACCCCGAAGCCCCCAACCCCGAGUGGACCCUCGAGCGUAUGCCUUCCAAGCGUGUGAUGAGCUGCAUGGCACCCUUGCCGGACGGAACUUACCUCAUUGCCAAUGGCGCGCACGAAGGCGUUGCCGGUUUCGGUCUCGCGGACGAUCCCAACUACAACGCCGUUCUCUACGACCCGUUCAAGCCCAUCGGUUCCCGCAUGUCGGUCAUGGCCAACACCAGCGUUGCGCGCCUGUACCACAGCGAGGCCAUCACGCUCCUCGACGGGCGCGUCCUGAUCACAGGGUCCGACCCGGAGGACGGGAAGCACCCGCAGGAGGUACGGGUCGAGGUAUUCACGCCGCCGUACCUCUACAGCAGCAAGCCGCGGCCGUCCUUCACCGUCGCGAAGACGGACUGGGACUAUAACGACAGAGUGACGUUCUACCUCGGGGACGAGCCCCGCGGCGAGAUCAAGGUCUCCUUGCUCGGCGCCGUGUCCAGCACCCACGGCAACUCGAUGGGCGCGCGCACCCUGUUCCCCGAGGUCUCGUGCGACGGCACCAGGUGCACCGUCGUCGCGCCACCCCGCGUCCACGUCGCGCCCGCCGGCUGGUACCAGAUGUACGUCCUGCAGGACGGCAUACCGGCCGUCGGCACGUACGUGCGCAUCGGGGGGGACCCCGGGAAGCUGGGGAAUUGGCCGCAGGGGGAGGGUUUCACGCGGCCGGGAGUUUGAGGAGAAGGGGAGGUUACGUGUAGGCUUUUUUUUUGUUGUUGUUUUUUUUGCGCUGGAGGUCUUUGUGCUUUCUUCGCUGAAAGGGAGCGAGUGGGUCUGGGCUUGAUUCAGGGGUAAAAGGGGCUAGGCGGGACGGGGCUAGUCGGGAACUCGAAGGUCGGGAGAGGGAAAGGCAUGGGGUUAGGAGGACAGGAAGACGUCGCGAUAUUUUAGUUAGUACCAGGAAUAAAUAAUAUCUCUACCA
Daldinia caldariorum is the source of this 4052-nucleotide messenger RNA. RefSeq names its product putative glyoxal oxidase. Lineage: Eukaryota; Fungi; Ascomycota; Sordariomycetes; Xylariales; Hypoxylaceae. The record is from RefSeq and is a predicted model, not a curated record. The transcript is spliced from 6 exons. Bases 332 to 3808 code for a protein of 1158 amino acids.